Messenger RNA from Sphaeroforma arctica JP610, 225 nucleotides. RefSeq lists its product as hypothetical. Lineage: Eukaryota; Ichthyosporea; Ichthyophonida. The record is from RefSeq and is a predicted model, not a curated record. The transcript has a single exon. The annotation marks the transcript as partial. Gene Ontology annotation, biological process: vesicle-mediated transport.
GGUACACAAGAGCUUGUGCAGCGCACACUCUCCCUUGCCACUCAGGACAGUGACAACCCAGAUCUGCGUGACCGUGGGUACAUCUAUUGGCGUCUACUGUCGACUGACCCAGCCGCAGCUAAGGCCGUUGUGUUGGCAGAGAAGCCUCUGAUUACAGAGGAAACGGACCAACUAGACCCAACGCUUCUAGAUGAGUUGAUCUGCAACAUCGGCACUAUGGCGGCG